UAGGUGGUCUUGACCACAACACUGUCUAACAGCAUACGUUUGUUUUCUGUUUAAUCCAAUAAAUGUCACAUGCAGUUAACUCUAUCACUUCAUUUUGUUCUAAAACAUUAAAAUUGGUGAGCUUAUCAAUUCAACAUUUAGUGCUUUUGACCACAGUGGUCCUUAUGAGGGUAUAGUGAAUUCUUUAAAGUAAGAUCAAGUUGAAAAAAACUAGUACUAUAGUUUGUUUUCUUAUUAAAUUAUAGUCUUAGAUAAAUGUGAAUGCUUAUUUAAAUGUUUUUCUUUACAAAAUUGAAAAAUAUAGUCAAGUAUUUUAAAUACUGCCAAAACUUGAAUUACUUUUAAGAAUAAAAAACUAAUUAAUUGAAGUACAAUUAAAGUAUCUCUCUUAAAAAUGUUUUGCCAUUCUGAGUCACUGCCUUGUGGCACACUUCACUCUCUUCCUAAACCUGUUACACUUGACACCUGCUGUACUUUCUAAGGAAUUAAACAUUUGCUCUCAGCAUGCAUUCCUCACCUACAGGAAACGUAGGGUGUGACCAGGGCCUUUAAAAGUGGCCCGCAGUUGAUUCCCAGCCACAGAGCUUUCUACUGUUCCAGCAUCUGAAGUGGAAAAGCUGUGCAGAGAGACAACCAUGUUCUCAUUGUCCAAUGACCUGAGCAGCUCAGAUGGCCUCAGCGACUCCAGUGGUUUCCCGCAGGCCAGUCGGUUCAGCAGCUCCAACGGCUUCAGCUCAUCAAAAAAUCACACCUAUUCAGCUUUUAAGGAAAUGGACCUCCACUGUGAGACCAACAACAAUGACCAUCACACCAGUCAAAUCUCAGUGAAUAAGCUGAUUGUGAGAAGAGGCCAGCCAUUCAACAUAACCCUUAAAAUGGCAAAACCUUUCAACCCCGACUCAGAUCAGCUCACCAUGAAAGUUGUGACUGGAAAAUAUCCAUCUGAGGAGCGAGGGACCAUGUCACGUUUCGGUGUUUCGGACAAAGUAGAACCUUCACCAUGUGCUAUAGCAGUAUGGAAAGCAGAGCUCCAGAAAAACAGUCUUCCUGAAACAGGAAUGUUGGCUCUGACCAUAACGCCGCCUGCUAACGCUCCUGUAGGGGAGUACAAACUUUCUGCAGGACUUAAGGCUGAAGAAAAUGAGUUAGCAGAACUUUUUGUGCUCUUCAAUCCUUGGUGUUCUGAGGACUGGGUGUUUCUGCCCAAUGAGGUGGAAAGACAAGAAUAUGUUAUGAACCAACAUGGAAUAAUCUACAAGGGUUCUGAUCAAUACAUUCAUGGACUUACCUGGGACUUUGGACAGUUUGAAGAGGACAUGGUGCAAAUAUGUCUGAAGUUGCUCGACCUCAGCAGGAAACACAAGCGGAACCCAGCAGACGACGUUUCUGCCCGCUGUAACCCCAUCUAUGUCGGCCGUGUGGUUACCAAUAUGGUUAACAAAGAGGACACCAACAAUGGCGUCCUAGUGGGAAAAUGGUCAGGCAAUUAUGGAUUCGGUUUCCCACCAACUCACUGGAGUGGCAGCUAUGCCAUCCUUAAGCAGUGGUAUACCACCUCAUUCAAGAGAGUCAAUUAUGGACAGUGCUGGGUGUUUGCCGGCAUCAUGUGUUCAGUGAUGCGCCUGCUGGGAAUCCCCUGCCGUGUGGUCACCAACUUCCAGUCUGCUCACGACUCCAACGCAAACUUGAUCAUUGACAAAUACUAUGGUGACUUUUUAGUUAGACCAAAAGAAACCGAUGAGCAUGUCUGGAACUUCCAUGUCUGGACAGAGGGGUGGAUGAGGCGUCCAGAUCUGGCAGAAGAUGGCCGAUAUGAUGGCUGGCAGGCGCUGGAUGGGACUCCACAGGAACUGAGUGAAAACGUGUUCUGCUGCGGUCCAGCUCCAGUCUCAGCCAUCCUGAAAGGAGACGUUCACCUCAAAUAUGAUGUACUGUUUGUCUCCGCAGAGGUCAACGCCGAUGUUGUUUCCUGGCUGGUUAAAAGAGAUGGAUCCAAAGUAGAGUUGUUCUCUGACACCAAGAGUGUCGGACAGCACAUCUCCACUAAGGCUGUUGGCUCCGACGAGCGAAUGGACAUCACAAAUACCUACAAAUACACCGAAGGAUCGGCGAUGGAGAGGGCCGUCUUCAGAUACGCCCUUUCCAGACUGGACAUAAACAACACAAAACCCCCGGAUGGAAAUGCAGAACCGCAACUGAUCAUUAAAUUUGAAGAGGAGUCCACACCAGUGAAUGGUCAGGAUGUGAAGAUGAAGCUGGUGCUGAGAAGUGAAGGCAGCUCUGCCAGGAUGCUGUCCAUCGCCGUCAGCGUCCAGGCCAUGACGUAUACCGGCAGACUGAUGGAAAACAUCAAGAACGAGGUCAUCGAGAAAGAGCUUCUCCCCGGGAAUGAUCUGAUCAUCCCCAUCCAGGUCCCGUACUCGUCCUAUGGUAAACAGAUGGUAUCCUGCCAGACCAUGAAUAUUUCAGCCCUGAUCACUGACCUACAGAACAAUCAGUUUUACGUGGCAGAUGACCGUAUCGUACUGAAAGAUCCGCCAUUCUCCCUCAUCGUGCCUGCUGAAGCCAAAGUUUACCAGAAAAUGACUUUCAAAGUGAACUUCAAGAAUCCAGUCAAUGAGACCCUGACAGGUUGCACUCUGACUGUCUCUGGAUCAGGCCUGGUGCGAUCGGAGGAGACAAUCAAAAUUCCAGAUCUGAAGCCUUACAAUAGAUUGGGUGUGAAAUUAAGCCUUUUCCCCUACAAGAGUGGAGAAAAGACUCUGCUGGUGGACUUUGACUGUUCCUCUUUCAGAGACAUCAAGGCCAGCCGCACUGUUAACGUCAAGCCUUAAACUCUAGAAAGAAAAACAUGUUUGAUACACACAUUGAUGCAUGCAUUGAUGAUGAAGGCUUCACUGAAAUAAAUGGUGGUUUGAAUAAAUCGU
Messenger RNA from Poecilia reticulata (guppy), 2927 nucleotides. RefSeq names its product protein-glutamine gamma-glutamyltransferase 2-like. The record is from RefSeq and is a predicted model, not a curated record. Gene Ontology annotation, biological process: peptide cross-linking. Gene Ontology annotation, molecular function: protein-glutamine gamma-glutamyltransferase activity. Gene Ontology annotation, cellular component: mitochondrion. NCBI's taxonomy places the organism in Eukaryota, Metazoa, Chordata, Actinopteri, Cyprinodontiformes, Poeciliidae.